AUGGAUUCUGUCAAGAAAUCUAACCAGCAAAGAGCUCCUGGCUCUUUGCAGCGCAUCACCCAGUAUACGCAGAGCAACCAGAGAGACGUCGAGAGGAACAUUCAGGCGUCCGCCAUCUGUCCCCGUCGGGCUCAACUAGAGCAAGUCUGCCGGCUCUGGGAUGACGAAAACGGGGGGAUCCGCACGGAGCAUGCCAGUGUGGGUAGGCAUUGCCAGACCCUGUACUCCGGCAUGGAACCCAAAGACAAUGGCAAGGACAAUCAUGCCAGCGUCAAGGCAAGUACUUGCCGAAGGCAGACGUCGUGA
Messenger RNA from Pyricularia oryzae 70-15, 306 nucleotides. RefSeq lists its product as uncharacterized. NCBI's taxonomy places the organism in Eukaryota, Fungi, Ascomycota, Sordariomycetes, Magnaporthales, Pyriculariaceae. The transcript has 2 exons. The coding region runs from base 1 to 306 and encodes 101 amino acids. The record is from RefSeq and is a predicted model, not a curated record.